This is a messenger RNA of Rhododendron vialii, 1420 nucleotides long. RefSeq names its product putative cyclin-D6-1. Gene Ontology annotation, biological process: regulation of cyclin-dependent protein serine/threonine kinase activity; mitotic cell cycle phase transition. The coding region runs from base 272 to 1249 and encodes 325 amino acids. Gene Ontology annotation, cellular component: cytoplasm; cyclin-dependent protein kinase holoenzyme complex; nucleus. The transcript has 5 exons. The record is from RefSeq and is a predicted model, not a curated record. Gene Ontology annotation, molecular function: cyclin-dependent protein serine/threonine kinase regulator activity. NCBI's taxonomy places the organism in Eukaryota, Viridiplantae, Streptophyta, Magnoliopsida, Ericales, Ericaceae.
AAAAAAAGACUCCUCACCCCUCCAGCAGUACUACCGGUAUACGUAUAUUAGAGAGGAGAGAGAGAUUGUGGAGUGAGAAGAGUGAAGUUGAAGUCCGUCUACGGCUUCUUUUAAGAAGACAGCGAACUCUCAUCCUUUUCCAACUCUCUCUCUCUCUCUCUCUCUCUCUCUCUCUCUCUCUCCUGUUUUUAACAACUUGGUUUCGUGUACUCCAUUUCAUUCUGCUCAGUUCUAUCAUUUGAGCUCUUUCCUUACCCUUUUUUUCCCGUCAAUGGAGCUCGAUCUUGAAAACCCACUACUGUCAACCUUCCACGAUUCAAUCCCAUCUCUCUUCCUCAUUGAAUCCGACCACAUGCCUUCCCUACCUCAAUCUCUUAAACCCACAGAAUUCGGCCUCUCCAUUCGACGGGAAGCAAUGUCUCUAAUCUUACACCUCUCCUCCAACUUUAACGACCCUUUUCUCCCCUACCUCUCCGUCAAUUACCUCGAUCGAUUCCUCUCCGCCCAACCCAUAACGCAAGUGAAGCCUUGGGUAGUAAAGCUCACUGCAAUUUCCUGUGUUUGUUUGGCAUUGAAGAUGAAAGAAACAGAGUACUCUGUUUCUGAUAUUCAGAAUGAUGAAGGGUUUAUCUUCGACAUGGAAACAAUCGAGCGGAUGGAGCUGUUGAUCCUCGGAGCUCUGCAAUGGCGGAUGCGCUCCAUAACCCCCUUCUCUUUCAUCAAUUUCUUCAUCUCGUUAUUCAAAUUCAAAGACCCACCACUGGUUCAAGCUCUCAAGGCCAGAGCCACUGAAAUCAUCUUCAAAGCGCAAAAUGACAUCAGGCUGUUAGAGUUCAGGCCGUCGAUAAUUGCAGCCUCUGCCCUUCUCUCUGCUUCCCAUGAGCUAUUUCCACUCCAAUUUCCAUGCUUUAGGAAAGCAAUUUCUAGCUGUUCAUAUGUAAAUGAGGAUAACUUAGUAAAUUGCUGGAAUUUGAUGCAAGAAAUAGCAAUGGAUGGGUAUGAAUCAGUGUGGGACAGGGUGUCGAGCUCUAGCACUCCGGUCAAUGUACUUGACGGGCAAUUCUGCUCGAGCUCAACUACUACUAGCUCGGGCAGUGAGAAGACCAAAAACACCUCCUCUGAAGCUCCAGCAGCAGCUGCAGCUAUGGCCGUCGCAACAGGUAGGCUAGAGCGAGACCAAAAGAGGAGAAAGAUUGGCUGUUUCCCAAACGAUAACUCACUUCUGCUUCCACGGAUUAAACAGUUCUGAAAUCUGAACUUCUGAUCAGACGGAAAAAGGCCCCAUGGAGGAGAAAUCAGUUCCGCGGGCCAUCUAUUCCAAAAGAAAAUCUCACUUUCAACACUGUGUACAAGUCCCGCGCAUUGUUUGUUCAUUUUCGGUAAUCGGUUAUCAAUCGAAUUAAAAAAAAAUGUUGUACAA